This is a messenger RNA of Trypanosoma rangeli, 1234 nucleotides long. RefSeq names its product mitotubule-associated protein Gb4. The transcript has a single exon. NCBI's taxonomy places the organism in Eukaryota, Euglenozoa, Kinetoplastea, Trypanosomatida, Trypanosomatidae. The annotation marks the transcript as partial. The record is from RefSeq and is a predicted model, not a curated record.
AUGAGCGACGCAGAGAUCAUGGAACGGACGAAGGCGCACCCGUACCACGAGGUGCAUGCACUGCACGUGCCACGCAUCCGUUUCUCCAGCAAUGGUCGUGCGUCGGUCCCCCGCGCCCUUACGUCCAGCGAAGUGGUCGUUCCCGCCGGCGCCCCCGUGUGGGCGCAACACAGCGUGGGAUUCAAGGGCGAGGACUGGGACCACGUGGUGGAGACGAGGGGGGAAGAUGUGAUGCGUGCGUUUGCGAAGGAGACGGCUGCGGCGGUUGGGGUGGAUGAGGGUGGCGUGCGUGGUGUAGUUCUAAAGCCCGAGGCUGAUGGCUUGCUUGUUGAAUUUGAGCUGAGGCGCCCGGCGUCGCUGACGGAGCAGGAUGGUAAAGCGGCGAUGGAUGUAUGCAAAUACAAGGCUGUUUGGGCAGUGUAUCAGGAGGUGCUUCUUGGCAUGGAGGAGAAGGUCGUGACCACGCACGAGCUUGGGUUCGAGGGCGAGGACUGGGACUACGUGCUGGAGCGGCGGGACGCGGAGGUGAAGGAGGCGGCGGCCAUCGAGACGGCGCGGGCGCUCGGAGUGGGGCGCGAGGACGUGGUGGAGGUGGGGCUUGACGUUGUGCCGCAGAGCCUCGUCGUGUUCGUCACGGUACGUCACUCGUCAAAGCUGAGCGACAGCCAGGUGGACGGGAUGCUGGCGCAGUGCCAGUACAAGACACUGUGGGCACUGUACGACACGCGGCCGUUGGAGUCGGCUGUGCUGACGAGGCGGUUUGACGGUGACGACUGGGACAUCGUGAUUGAUGGCAGUCGCGGGAAGCUCGAGGACGCGUUCUGCAGGGAGACGGCUGCCGCGUUGGGCGUGUCGCAGAGGCAGGUUGUGUGUGUGGACUGCAGGAUCGGAAGCCUUUUCGUGGACUUCAAGGUGCUUGGGUGCGCCAUGAGCGACGCAGAGAUCAUGGAACGGACGAAGGCGCACCCGUACCACGAGGUGCAUGCACUGCACGUGCCACGCAUCCGUUUCUCCAGCAAUGGUCGUGCGUCGGUCCCCCGCGCCCUUACGUCCAGCGAAGUGGUCGUUCCCGCCGGCGCCCCCGUGUGGGCGCAACACAGCGUGGGAUUCAAGGGCGAGGACUGGGACCACGUGGUGGAGACGAGGGGGGAAGAUGUGAUGCGUGCGUUUGCGAAGGAGACGGCUGCGGCGGUUGGGGUGGAUGAGGGUGGCGUGCGUGGUGUAGUUCUAAAGC